Gilbertella persicaria is the source of this 580-nucleotide messenger RNA. RefSeq lists its product as uncharacterized. The coding region runs from base 30 to 404 and encodes 124 amino acids. Gene Ontology annotation, biological process: mRNA splicing, via spliceosome. Gene Ontology annotation, molecular function: RNA binding. The record is from RefSeq and is a predicted model, not a curated record. The transcript has 5 exons. NCBI's taxonomy places the organism in Eukaryota, Fungi, Mucoromycota, Mucoromycetes, Mucorales, Choanephoraceae. Gene Ontology annotation, cellular component: precatalytic spliceosome; catalytic step 2 spliceosome; U2 snRNP.
UUUUCUCUUUUUCUCUAUCGAUCUAAAGCAUGAGUUCAGCACCUAAAUUAUCAGGACGUAACAAUGUACGUUUACCACCAGAAGUCAAUCGAGUUUUAUUUGUAAGAAACUUGCCCUUCAAGAUCACAACAGACGAAAUAUAUGAAGUGUUUGGAAAAUACGGUCCUAUUCGUCAAAUCCGAGUUGGCAAUGCUUCUGAUACGCGAGGUACAGCUUUUGUAGUGUAUGAAGACAUUUUUGAUGCCAAAAAUGCAUGUGAGCAUUUACAGGGUUUUAAUAUUCUUGGUCGAUACUUGAUUGUCUUAUACUACCAACAAAACAAGGUGACCAAGAAGAUGAACUUGCAAAAGAAGGAAGAAGAAAUUAGAGAAAUGAAGGCUCGUUAUGGUGUGGAUGACGAAUGAUAGCAUACACGCAUAAAACGUUCUAUUGUAUAUAAUUCAACAUUUGUUUGCUCAUGAAAUAACAGGUCAUUUUAAAAUAAACAAGUAGAAAUUUGAUAACAAACAAGUUGAUGCUAUUUAAAGUUGAAUUACAUUACUAUUAAAAAAAAAAGCUUAUUCUUCUUUCUUUAUAUGAA